This is a messenger RNA of Equus caballus (horse), 5100 nucleotides long. RefSeq names its product semaphorin 5B (gene SEMA5B). Gene Ontology annotation, molecular function: semaphorin receptor binding; chemorepellent activity. The record is from RefSeq and is a predicted model, not a curated record. Gene Ontology annotation, biological process: semaphorin-plexin signaling pathway; axon guidance; negative regulation of axon extension involved in axon guidance. NCBI's taxonomy places the organism in Eukaryota, Metazoa, Chordata, Mammalia, Perissodactyla, Equidae.
CCCUCGCUCCCAACUCCUCCCCCACAGCCUCUCCCUCCCUCCCUCCCUCUGCUCCGUUCGCUCCUCUCCGCUCUUACCCGCGCGCCGGGUCGGGAGCUAGUUGGAGCGCGGGGGCUGCUGCCAGAGCCCAGCUCCGCUGAGCCGGGCGGGUCGGCCGCGCGUCCAGCGGCUGCGGGAGGAACCGAGCCUAGCGGGCGCGGGCCCGGGUCGGGACUGCACGGGAGCGCCGAGCCGAGGGCCGGGGGCCGCUGCUGCGCGACCGCCCCAUUCCCAGACGCGUCGCUGGCCCUCCUGGUUUGCCGCCUCCGCUCCGUGCCGCCGAGAGCCGGGAGCCGCCGGGAACCGGGCACCUGCGCCCGCAGCCCGGAGGACUUCCCCAGCCUGCCUAGGACUGCAGAGGGCCCCACCAUGGUGUUCCCGGGACCCCUGGCUGUCACCCUGUUGCCACCCAGCCUCACACUGCUAGUGUUCCACCUCUCCAGCUCCCAGGAUGUCACCAGUGACCCCAGCAGUGAGCAGCUGUGCACCUUGAGGGAACACCCCAUCGUGGCCUUUGCAGAUCUGAAGCCAUGGAUCUCUAACUUCACCUACCCUGGAGCCCGAGAUUUCUCCCAGCUCGCUCUGGAUCCCUCCAGGAACCAGCUCAUCGUGGGAGCCAGGAACUACCUCUUCCGACUCAGCCUUGCCAAUGUCUCCCUCCUCCAGGCCACAGAGUGGGCCUCCAACGAGGACACGCGCCGCUCCUGCCAAAGCAAAGGGAAGACUGAGGAGGAGUGUCAGAACUAUGUGCGAGUCCUCAUUGUCGCUGGCCGGAAAGUGUUCAUGUGCGGGACCAAUGCCUUCUCCCCGGUGUGCUCCAGUAGACAGGUGGGGAACCUCAGCCGGACUAUGGAGAAGAUCAAUGGCGUGGCCCGCUGCCCCUACGACCCGCGCCACAACUCCACAGCUGUCAUCUCCUCCCAGGGAGAGCUCUACGCGGCCACGGUCAUCGACUUCUCGGGUCGGGACCCCGCCAUCUAUCGCAGCCUGGGCAGUGGGCCGCCGCUCCGCACUGCCCAGUAUAACUCCAAGUGGCUCAAUGAGCCAAACUUCGUGGCAGCCUAUGACAUCGGGCUGUUUGCGUACUUCUUCCUGCGGGAGAACGCAGUGGAGCAUGACUGCGGGCGCACCGUGUACUCCCGGGUGGCCCGCGUGUGCAAGAACGACGUGGGGGGCCGCUUCCUGCUGGAGGACACGUGGACCACGUUCAUGAAGGCCCGGCUCAACUGCUCCCGCCCCGGCGAGGUCCCCUUCUACUACAAUGAGCUGCAGAGUGCCUUCCACCUGCCCGAGCAGGACCUCAUCUACGGGGUCUUCACCACCAACAUAAACAGCAUUGCCGCUUCUGCCGUCUGCGCCUUCAACCUCAGUGCCAUCUCCCAGGCUUUCAAUGGCCCGUUUCGCUACCAGGAGAACCCCAGGGCUGCCUGGCUCCCCAUCGCCAACCCCCUGCCCAAUUUCCAGUGUGGCACCCUGCCGGAGGUGGGCCCCAACGAGAACCUGACGGAGCGCAGCCUGCAGGACGCCCAGCGCCUGUUCCUGAUGAGCGAGGCCGUGCAGCCGGUGACACCGGAGCCCUGUGUCACCCAGGACAGCGUGCGCUUCUCACACCUCGUGGUGGACCUUGUGCAGGCCAAAGACACGCUCUACCACGUGCUCUACAUCGGCACGGAGUCGGGCACCAUCCUGAAGGCACUGUCCACGACGAGCCGCAGCCUCCGCGGCUGCUACCUGGAGGAGCUGCACGUGCUGCCCCCCGGGCGCCGCGAACCCCUGCGCAGCCUGCGCAUCCUGCACAGCGCGCGCGCGCUCUUCGUGGGGCUGAGCGACAGCGUGCUGCGGGUCCCGCUGGAGCGCUGCGCCGCCUACCGCAGCCAGGGGGCAUGCCUGGGGGCGCGGGACCCAUACUGCGGCUGGGACGGGAAGCAGCAACGUUGCAGCACGCUCGAGGACAGCUCCAACAUGAGCCUCUGGACCCAGAACAUCACAGCGUGUCCUGUGCGGAACGUGACUCGGGAUGGGGGCUUCGGCCAGUGGUCACCAUGGCAGCCAUGUGAGCACUUAGAUGGGGACAACUCUGGCUCUUGCCUGUGUCGGGCCCGAGCCUGCGACUCCCCCCAACCCCGCUGUGGGGGCCGCAACUGCCUGGGGCCUGCCAUCCACAUCGCCAACUGCUCCAGGAAUGGGGCGUGGACCCCGUGGUCGUCGUGGGCCCUGUGCAGCACGUCCUGCGGCAUUGGAUUCCAGGUCCGCCAGCGAAGUUGCAGCAACCCUGCUCCCCGCCACGGUGGCCGCAUCUGCGUGGGCAAGAGCCGGGAGGAGCGGUUCUGCAACGAAAACACGCCUUGCCCGGUGCCCAUCUUCUGGGCCUCCUGGGGCUCCUGGAGCAAGUGCAGCAGCAACUGCGGGGGUGGCGUGCAGUCGCGGCGGCGGUCCUGCGAGAACGGUGACUCCUGCCCGGGCUGCGGCGUGGAGUUCAAGACGUGCAACCCCGAGGGCUGCCCCGAAGUGCGGCGCAACACGCCCUGGACGCCGUGGCUGCCGGUGAACGUGACCCAGGGCGGCGCGCGACAGGAGCAGCGCUUCCGCUUCACGUGCCGCGCGCCCCUGCCCGACCCCCACGGUCUGCAGUUCGGCAGGAGGAGGACAGAGACCAGGACCUGCCCCGCCGACGGCUCGGGAGCCUGCGACACCGACGCCCUGGUGGAGGAUCUCCUGCGCAGCGGGGGCACCUCCCCGCACACGGUGAGCGGGGGCUGGGCCGCCUGGGGCCCGUGGUCGUCCUGCUCCCGGGACUGCGAGCUGGGCUUCCGCGUCCGCAAGAGAACCUGCACGAACCCGGAGCCCCGAAAUGGGGGCCUGCCCUGCGUGGGCGAUGCCGCAGAGUACCAGGACUGCAACCCCCAGGCUUGUCCAGUGCGGGGCGCCUGGUCCUGCUGGACCUCAUGGUCCCCAUGCUCAGCCUCCUGCGGUGGUGGCCACUAUCAACGCACACGUUCCUGCACCAACCCCACACCCUCCCCAGGCGAGGACAUCUGUCUCGGGCUGCACACGGAGGAGGCACUGUGUGCCACACAGGCCUGCCCAGAAGGCUGGUCGCUAUGGUCUGAGUGGAGCACGUGCACUGAGGACGGAGCCCAAAGCCGCAGCCGGCGCUGUGAGGAGCUGGUCCUAGGGCCCAGCACCUGUGCUGGAAACAGCAGCCAGAGCCGCCCCUGCCCCUACAGCGAGAUUCCCGUGAUCCUGCCUGCCUCCAGUGUGGAGGAGACCACCGGCUGUGGAGGGUUCAAUGUCAUCCACCUGGUGGCCACAGGUGUCUCCUGCUUCCUGGGCUCUGGGCUUCUGACCUUGGCAGUGUACCUGUCCUGCCAGCACUGCCAGCGCCAGACCCAGGAGUCCACACUGGUCCAUCCCGCCACCCCCAAUCACCUGCACUACAAGGGUGGGGGCACCCCCAAGAACGAGAAGUACACACCCAUGGAGUUCAAGACUCUGAACAAGAAUAACCUGAUCCCCGACGACAGAGCCAACUUCUACCCAUUGCAGCAGACCAAUGUGUACACGACCACCUACUACCCCAGCCCGCUGAACAAGCACAGCUUCCGGCCCGAGGCCUCACCUGGACAACGGUGCUUCCCCAACAGCUGAUACCACUGUCUGGGGACUUGGGCUCCUUGCCUUCUAAGGCACAGAGCAGGUGGAGAUGGGACAAUGGAGCCAGUUUGGUUUUCUCCUUCUGCACUAGGCCAAGAACUUGCUGCCUUGCUUGGUGGGGGCCCAUCUGGCUUCAGAGAGCUCUGGCUGGCGGUGACCAUGUGGGAGAGGACUGGCUUCAGGCUGGCACAUGGCUGCAGUUCCAGCUCAACCCAGGUCUCUCAUGGCCUCCUGGUGACCCACUGUCGUGCUGAUCUCCCCUGCCAUGUCUGCACUGCGGACCUAUGGGGCAUGUGAGGAAUUGGAGAGUGGAGAUGGCAGGGGCAGGCUCAUAGGUUUGGGUUGGAAAUGAUGGCCGGUGUGGCCAUCACGGGCCAACUCUGCCCCUCUCUGGCUGGCCCCAGGAAGGGCCUGGGAUCCAUCCUGAUUAUCUCUGAAAGAAACUAAUCAGAUGGCCCCGGUAGCUCUGGAUUCUCUGCCCAGGGAUGGGCCAUCGUGGUGCUGCCCCAGUGUGACAUGGGGAUCAAGGCUGGCCCAGGCUGUCCACCUUUGCUUAGCAGUCUGUACUUUGCCCAUGGACAUCCCUCUGGUCAGAGGCAGUGAGGACUUGGGACUGGACACUGAUCUUUGCUGAGAAGCCCUUUAAUCUGGGCUGGCACAGGCCUCAGCCUUGCCCUCAGAAUGCACGAAAGAUGGCCCAGGAGAAAGGGAGGCAGGCGUCCAGCCUCCGUGCCACUAUGGAGACUGUCUUCCAGUUGCUGCUCAACAGAGCUGUUGGCUGAGACCUGCUUGGGAGUCUUUGCUGGCCCCUCAUCUGUUCAGGAACACACACACACACAGUCACAACCUGCUACAGCAACAAAAAGGAUGUUGGGCUGUGGCAUUAUUAUUAAAGACGAUAUCCAGUCUCCAAAUGUAAUUUUGUCUGCGUGCGUAUGUGUGUGGGCUCCUCUUGGCAUGGUCUUGUCAAUCAGAGCAAUGCACUCGGUUGGCAGAUGGUCUUCUCAGGAUGGAGGAAAUUACCCAAGUGGAGUUUGACUUUAAUAGUGGAUAUUUUUCCAUUUGUGAGUAUAUUUGCACACACAUCUUGCCCUAAACUUUUGGAAAAGAGAUCAGGGAUAAAUAAAUUCAUAAGUAGGAACACAAGGUACACCAAGGGUAACACGACACGGGAGAUUUCUGCCUGUUCCCUGGGCAGAGAAUCCAGGCAACAGUUCCAGAGCAGAAAUGUGUGUGUCCAGCAAAGGGGGCAUUCAUGAGGGUUAUUUUAAGAGGUAUUUAAAAUACAGAGUUUAAUAAAAGCAAAACUGACUGAGAAAUGAGUAAACCUGUGAGGUGGGGGAAGCCCACUGUAAUUUUUGCUGGAUUAAAUAAAAAGAACCUUAAAACCUCAGCCUGCCAAAUCAA